Messenger RNA from Closterium sp. Naga37s-1, 10836 nucleotides. Lineage: Eukaryota; Viridiplantae; Streptophyta; Zygnematophyceae; Desmidiales; Closteriaceae. The record is from the annotation of a GenBank genome assembly.
AUGGAGACCGUCGCGUCCCCGUGGCCCGCAACCAACGCGUCCAUGGACGCCGCCGCGAUUGCCGCGACCAUCAACCCUAACGUCAACGACACAUACCCCGCGGUGCUCGAUCCGAUCACGCAGCCGGCUCCCCCGCCGUAUGUGGCGCUGAAUCAGUUCAUGGAUCCCGCGGAUAUCGGCGCGGCGCUCGAUCAGAUCGACGCGCGCGCCGUGGCGUACUCGUCUACGCUUGAGGAUACGAGCCUGCCGGAGGAUGCGCCUGCUGAGGUGGCGAACUGGACCAACACGCUUGCGACUGAUCCCGGAUACGCCUCUUACCCUUACAAGAAGCCCCGGUUCCACCCGGUGUACGGGCUCGCCGUGAAGAAGCCCAACGGCAAGUGGUACACUUACAUCAACAACAACCUGUCGUGGCCGGGCGUCGAUGACUGGGCCACCGGCUUCAAGACCUGCCGUUUCACCCAGCCUGACCCCGUCUACGGGUUCAACUGCACUGAGGAUGCGACCUGCCCCGGAUGCCCCUACUGCCGCGCGCAGCAGUGCUUCUUCAACCGCCACUGGCCCACGUACCGCAACCCCCAGACUGAUGGCUCUAUCCCUGGGCAGAUGUACUGGCAGCGCCUUAUUGAUGCUGCCAUUAACCCGAAGAGCAUGUGGCGGGGGCGGAAGGCGCCUGCGGAAAAGCGCGCGGAGGAGGCGGAGGAAUCGGCGGAAAGCAGCGACGGGGAAACGGAAGCGAGUCGCGAAGCGGAGAGUGACGCGGACGACAGCGGAAGCGACGGGGGGAGUGACGGCGGAAGUGACGGCGGAAGUGACGGCGGAAGUGAAGGGAACGAGAUAGUAGACGGCGAGGCUAAGGGGAAACGACAGCGCGCGAGAGUGGCCCGGGACGAGGAACCGUCCAAUGGGAAGCGCGGGUCGGACGCCAGUGAUGCAGCUUCAUCAGCGGCACGUGGCAAGCCUUCCAGCCCCAGCGCGGCGCGGCUGCCUUGGCUGACGUGGCUUGCUCUGACUGGCUCGUACCUCGUAGCGCUAAUUCUUGCCUUCAGUGUUCUCCGCGCAACGCUCCCCGCGCAUGAAGACCCGCUCGGCCCGUGCAAAUUUCCGCCUUCCGCCAGUGCGGAAAAUAUUGGGACGACUUCCGCCAAUGCCUCCGCCAUUUCCGCCGCUGCUGGCGGGAGCCAACUGGCAAACGCGACGCGAUGGAAUAAUGCCACGUGUCCCGUUCCGUGGCACCCAGCCGUGGACGUGCUGACGUGGCGGUGGUCCCCGCUAGCGGCGGCUGCGGCCGUGCUAGGGUUCAUGGUAUGCGCGCUGCGCGCAUUGGGGAGCGGAUUGGCGGAACUCAGCGCGCUGGAGGAGCGCCUCCGCGCAUUAGAAGGCGGGACGGGCGGGCGCGGGGGAAGGCUGGGGGAAGGCGGGGCGGAGGGGGAAGAGGGCGGAAGCGGACGGGGGAGGGGUGCAGAGGGGAUUGGAGGGGUGCCAGGUUCGGAAGGAAGCUCGGAGGGAGGUUCGGACGGAAGGGCGGUGGUGACAGCUGGCAGCAAGCUGGCGGUAUCGGUGGGGCGAAGCUCUUUAUUGGGAAUUCUGGUGCAUGAGAUAAGAGCGCCGCUUAGAGGUAAGCAUGCUGGGACUGCUGCAGCUGCUCCUCUCCUCCUCCCUACACACACUCCCUCCUUCACACUCACUCUCUCCCUCUCCCUCUCUCCAGGCGUACUGGGUCUACUGCAGCUGCUGCUCUCCUCCUCCCUCGACGAAUCGCAGCACGACAUGCUGGCAGCCGUGCAGGCCACGGCGCGCCACGUCAUCCACGUCGCCAACAACGUCGUAGACAGCUGGCGCAUCGAGAACCGUCGGAUCGCCGCCGCCUCCUCCGCCGCUGCCUCCUCAACCGCCGCUGCGAUCUUCCGUGGGGAACGAGGGGGAGGGGGAGGCACGGGGGGAGGCGGGGGGGGAGGCAGGGCAGGGGCGGUGGAGAGAGGGAGUGUGGUGCGGUUGGGGUUAGAGAGUGCGGUGUUUGACCUGCGGUGUGUGGUUGAUGAGGUGGUGCUGCUGGUGGCGGGCGAGGCGCGGGAGAAAGGGGUCGAGCUAGCUGCACUUGUGAUGGACUCAGUUCCCACCGUGGUUGUGGGGGAUCCCCUCAGGCUGCGCCAGGUGGGUUACGGGUGGUGCUGGCUGGCUGCACUGGGGUUAGAGAGUGCGGUGUUUGACCUGCGGUGUGUGGUGGAUGAAGUGGUGCUGCUGGUGGCGGGCGAGGUGCGGGAGAAGGGCGUGGAGCUGGCAGCACUGGUCAUGGAUUCUGUUCCCACCGUGGUUGUGGGGGAUCCGCUCAGGCUGCGCCAGCGAGGCGAGGGAGAAGGGCGUGGAGUGGAGCUGGCAGCGCUGGUCAUGGACUCAGUUCCCACCGUGGUGGUGGGGGACCCGCUCAGGCUGCGCCAGGCUGCGGCACGUGGGUUUGUGGGUGGGGUUGCUGAGGGCGCUCUUCUCAUCUCACCUGCCUCUCCUCAGCAGGCGAGGCGAGGGAGAAGGGCGUGGAGUGGAGCUGAGCUGGCUGCACUGAUCCUGGCCAAUCUCAUGCCAGUUGCGAUCCUGGCCAAUCUCAUGGCAGUGGCGGUGCGACUUACCGACCGCGGGCACGUGUUUCUGGUGGUGCGCCUGGCGCCGGAUGACGAUGAGAUGCGGCGCAUGGCGGAUCCCAACUCCCCUGAUGACAUGGAAGCUCCCAGCCGUGAAGCCCAGGCAGUGGAAGCCGAGAGAAUCGCUCGAGGCCGGGCGAGCCAAGCCAAGGGGGAGAGCCUCACUUUGAGCGGGCGGGCAGCAGCGGACGGCAGCAACAGCUGGGAGAGCAUCUGCCGCAUGAUCCGCGAGCAGGAGGCACGGUUCCGGCGCCUCAUGGGGCCGCAGCAGCAGGGGGGAGUGGGGGAGGUGGGGAGGGCGGGUGGAGGGGGCGCUCGGGCGGGGAGUGGGGAGCGGGGUGGUGGUGCGGGAAGGGGAGGAGUGGGAGGAGGGGGAGGGGGAUCGGGUGCGGUGGGGAGUGGUGGUGGUGUGCGAGGGGGAGUCAGGCUGAUGUGCACGUUGGAGGACACGGGGGUGGGACUGCCAGACGCUGUGUUUGAUGCUCUGGAGAAGCCCUUUCAGCCGCUCUCCCUGCCGCUGCAGCAGCGCUACGCCGCCGUGCCCCUUCUUCUGAAUGUGGCCCAGAAUCUUGUUCAAGCCAUGCACGGUCAGCUGCUCGUCUACAGUCGCCCCGGAAUCGGCUCAACAUUCACGUUUGACCUCUCGCUCGCCCAGCCGCCCACCGGCCCAGCCUCUAGCCUGCUGCCACGUGUCUUCCAUGCUGGAUUCGGGCCAAUCCCGGACGAGCAGCAGGCGGAGAGCCUGGCGCUGAGAGGAAAGCUGAGGGGAUUGAGAUGCCUGGCAGUGGACGGUCGACCCGUGAGGCAGCAGGUGCUGGCCACGUGCAUGGCGCGCCUGGGUCUGAAGGUGGAUCUGUCAGACAGCGUCUCUGCUGCUUCCUUGGCUCUCAGACACGACGUCACCUCUCCUGCUGCCCCAGCUGCUGGUACUGGAAUGGCAGGAGCAGCCUCCCGCAAGAGCCGGUGGGAUGUGGUGGUGGUUGAUCUGGACAGUGACGGCCCCUCCACAGGCCUGGCGUUGGGCCGCAUGGUGCUGCAGCUGAGGGACCUGGAGGCACAGCACCGUGCCACUGAUCCGGUAGCCAUCACCCAAUCUCUUGCCUCGCUUGGGUGGGAGCAGCACUCCAACUUGCCUCUACUCGUGCUCGUGGCCAAGGACUCCAACGAGGCUCUGAGGGAGGAAGCACAGAAGCUGGGGUUUGCAGGCAUCAUGGUGAAACCGCUCAGGGCUGCUGAUAUGGCCACCACUCUGCUUGAAGCGCUCUCCUUCAACCCGCGGGACACCAGCGCCACGGCAGCAAGACGGCGCCAGAUUCUGCUGCGACUGUGCCUCAAGGGCAAGCACGUGAUGAUAGUGGAUCACAACUUUAUAAGCCGCAAGGCUGUGGCAGUCAUGCUCUCCCGCUUUGCUGACGUGGCGCUGGCUCUCGGCUCCGCUAGCGACGCCCUCGCCCGCCUGCACGCUGCCCCCUCUCUUGCACUCUCCCAGGGGCAAGGGCAGGGGGAGGGGCAGGGGGAAGGGCAGGGGCAGGCGCUGGGGCAGAUCCGUGGCUCGGAGUUUCACCUGGUGCUUGUCAACCUGCGCCUUGCUGACAUGUCCGGCUUUGCAUUCACACAAGCUAUAAGGCGCAUGGAGGAGCAGCGCUAUAACGAGGAUGUGGUGCGCAUGGGCAGUGCGGCGCAGCACUCGCACAUCCCCAUAGUGGGACUGGUCAACGACGCCCUGCCUGAACUCGUGGCCAAGUGGAAAGAGGCAGGUAUGGACGGAAUGCUCUCAAACCCCAUCGACGAGGCUCAGCUGCUUACUCUUGCUGAUCUACCCGCGCGGCCACGUCCGUUGUUUGGCGGUGGAAGAAGAAACGGAGCAAUGGACGUGGAGGAGGUGAUAGAAGUCGAGGAAGUUGUGACUAAAGUGAAGGGCAAGCAGUCGAAGGCGACAAAUGGCCGCCCAGUGACUGGAACGAACGGAACUCGAACGCGACAGGCGAAGGCGAUGAAUCGAUGCAGUGUGACUAAAUCGAAGGGAGAAAGCAAGAAUGUGAAGGAAGAGAUUGUGACUGAACCGAAGGGUCGCGGUAGCAGGCGCGCCAAGGCUGAGGAUGCUGCCGUCGAAGAGAAGGGCGCCGUGAAACGCGCGAAGGAAAAUGGUGUCGUGGGAGAAAAGGGUGGCGGCAAACGCUCAAAAGAGAGCACCGCGGUCGAGGAAAACGGCGUCGUGAAAAACGUAACGGAAAACGGCGUGGUGGGAGAAAAGGGCGGGGGCAAGCGUUCAAAGGAGACCACCGCGGUGGAAGAGAAAACAGGGACAAAGCGCGCCAAGGUGAACAAUGGCCGCAGCGUCAGCCGCGUGGAGGCUCCACGUCAGCCCAAGGCAGCGAAUGGGGGGAAUGGAAAACCUCCACGUCAGCCCAAGGAAGACGGGGCGAACGAAACGGCUUCAGAUCAGCUCAAGGGAACGGAAAAGGAGGCGAAGAAGGCGCCUGGGAAGGCGAGGAAGCGAGGCAAGGCGCCAAAGAUCGACGACGACAUGAUUCAAGUGAAGCAGGCUCCGCUCGCCGACUCAGGUGCGAUGCAGGCUCUGCUCGUGGAUUCAGAGGAAGCUGCGAUCGUGCUCACGCACCCGUCGGAUCCAGCAGCCGCGGCGGCGGCGGCGGAGAAGAAGGCGCCGGUGCGGCAGCUGCUGGACUUCGUGUUUCACGACGCGGACGGCGCGCUCAUGCCGCUCGACAACUUCGACGCGCUCGCGGCGCGCGGGGAGGGGCUCUUCGCGACAGGCGUCAUUCUUCCCGAGACCGCCGCGCUGCGCCAUAUGGAGGGUUACAGGUGCGAGGCGUUCGGGCCCAUCGACGGGUGGUACAUCGACGAUUACGAGAAGGCGAACACGGCGGCGCGCAUCAUGAUCACCACGGACGCUGCCACGUAUGUCUGCUGCCGCCCCGCCGCCAAGCAGAAGAAAGACUUCACUCCGCUGCAGGACAAGGCCAAUCUGUGCGUGGAGGUUUUCAGAGCCCUUUCCAAGCCGGACGGAGGCGACCCUACCAUUUCCCUCCCAGAGGUGGUGGCGCGCGUGUCGAGGGCGCUGGGGCGGCCGUGCAGGGACGAGCUAGUGGCGGCGCAUACAUUUGUGGCGCAGCAGCUGUGCGGGCUGGACGAGGACGCGGAUGAAGACGACCAGCUCUUCUCAGGGCUGCCUGCGCUAGAGUCUCUGAAAGAGGAGGGAGCCAAGCACGCAGCUGUCAGGAGCAUCGUGGAGGCCAGGCAAGCCAGCGCCAAGGAACACACGGGCAAGAAGCCAGCUGCUACAAACGGAGCCCUCGUUAUAAGAGACACCGCUGGCGGCAGCGGCAGCAGCAGCAGGGCCGGCGAGGGAGCAAGCGUGGGAAUUGAUGACGAGGAGUUGGCUAGGCUGGUGGCCGAAGAGGAGGAGAAGGACGCAGAGGCGAAGAGGGGAGGUGGACGGAGGAAGGGGACUGGGGGCGGUGGCAGGCAGGAGAGGUAUUUGAAGAUCAAUGAGAAGGAGCUGGCUGAUGACUACCCGCCCCCGAGAUACUACAAGAGCGUGGACGAGGAAACAGACGAGUUCCUGUUCGACGACCCACUCCUCACCGCUGUGCCCUUCUCUUCUCCCGCCCCAUUCCCCUUCCCCCACUCCCGCCCUUCCCCAUCUCCGCUGCCCUCAUGGCAACUGCUCUUCCAGAGCGUGGACGAGGAGACAGACGAGUUCCUCCUGUUCGACGAUGCCACCGCCCCGCUUUACCCCGACGACCUGCCGCGGCGCCGCCUGGACGACUGGGCGCUGUACGACGACCAGCUGCGCUUCGUGCCUCUUGAGCUGCUGCCCAUGCUGCCGGGGGUAGCCGCGGACUCCCUCGUGUUCGGCUCGGGUGUUAUGAUGGAGGACGAUGGCAGCGGCUUCAGCCUCGACGAUCUCACUGUUGAAUCCGCUGGUACUACUCGGGGAGACGGCGGUGCUGGUGCUGGUGGUUCUUCCUCAGGUGGUGCUGGUGCUUCAGGGAGUGGAUCCGGGUCAGGAUCUGAUCCCGCAGCAGCGGAUGGUGGUGAUGGUGGCGCCGGUGGUAUCCGGGUGUAUCUGAGCGCGAUCAAGGAGUGGAUGAUAGAAUUCGGGGCCGGGAUGCUUUUUGUUACCAUUCGAACCGAUGGGGCAUGGUACAGGCUCGGCCGCCCCUGUGCUGCCUAUGUCCCCUGGUACCGCCCAGUUCUGCGCACAGCCCAGCUGGCAAUCCGAGUCAUUGAAAUGCUGAGCGGCGAGUCCCGGGCGGCGCGCUUGUCUUUUCUGGACGUAGUGACGAAGCUGGCGCAGGAGCGGGUUGCAGAGGAGCAGCAGAAGAGCGGCAAGGCGCCGGCGCGUGGGGACUUAGCUAAGUGUUUUGCUGAAAUGGAGCGGUUUUUAGUGGUGCACGGGAAUAUCAUCCUGCAGCAGUUUAGAGAGUACCCAGUGGAGACAAUCCGCCGGAGCCCCUUCAUAAGCACGCUGCGAGAAAAGAUGGAGAUGCGAUCGCAUACCGAGCUAAAAGUUAGUAAGAAAAAGGCGGCGAUGAUUGUCGCAAGCAGAGGUAGCAAUGGGCGUGGUGGAGGUGACGGUGGGAGUGCGAGAAACGCCAAUCCUGCUGCGGCUUUAAGGCCGGAUGCUAGCAAGAGGAAGCCUAUGCGUGCUACCACGACUCAGCUGGUCCACAGGAUCUGGAAGGAGUAUUAUGAACGGUUCGGAUUGAAGCGGGAUGAAGUGGGGGCGGGUAAAGGGGGGAGUGAGGGAGAGGAGAAUGGGAAGGUGGAGGGUGAGGAGGUGGAGGAUGAGGAGGAAGGAGGUGAGUUGAAGGAUGGGGAUAGUGAGGAUGAGGAGGAGGUUGAGGAGGUAGUGGGUGCGGGGCAAACAACGGGGAGUAAAACGAAGGGGAUCAAAGCGAAGAGCGCAGAAACAGCUAAGGAGGCCGGUGCGACCGAUAAGGGAAAAGCAGCAGCUGCUGGUGGAACUGAGAAGGCAAAGGAGGUUGCUGCUGGUGCAACCAAGGCGAGAGCAGUCAAGGACUCCACCCAGGGCGUGACAUGGGUGGGCGCAAGCACAGGCCGCACAGAGGAAGACCACCCCGCGUACGCCGCAGCGUCAGUCUGGGGGUUAGAGGUCAAGGCAGGGGUUGUGGUGCUGGCGGCUGUGGCGGAGGGCGAGGAUGAGGGGGACGAGGGGCGGUGGAGGGAGGAGGAGGAGAGGUUGGUUCUGGUGGAGUAUAUGUGGGAUGAGGGGGGCGUGGGGGGUGGUGCGGGCAGGAGGAGGAGGGGCGAGGGGAUGAAGGCGCAUGGGCGGGUGAUGGUGAGGGGGAGUGAGACGGUGCUGGGGAAUGCGGCGGAUGAGUGGGAGCUGUUUGUGUCGGAGCACUGCGUUGACUUCCCCCUCACUGCCAUCCGUGAGCUGGCUGCAGUGACACAUCGCAAGCAGCCGUGGGGGGCAGAGCACAGGCUGAGGAACAUGGAGGAGCACGAGAGGGAGAGGGAGCGAUUAGAGAAGCUUUUCAAAGAAACCGGGCAGCGCUCCUUCUUCUACCGCCUCCUCUACAACCCCUCCCGCGGUGGCUUUUUUGACCUGCCCAAGAGCCUGGGCAGCGGAACGGGCAGGUGUUGCUCGUGUGACGAGGACACGGGGAGGGAUAGGAUGAUGGAAGUGCGGAGGCUGGGGGAUGGGAAGGAGGGAUUUGCUUACUUAGGGAAGGAUUUUCAGGUUCAGGACUUUGUGUUCUUGCAUCCGGCAGCAGUGGGGGAGGAGAGCGAGGGGAAGAAGGUCAAGAUAGCGAAAGGAGGGCGAAACAUUGGGCUGCGGGCAUGGCCUAUCGGGCAGAUCGAAAAGUUUGUAGCUCCGACCGGUGGGGCAAAGGAGGUGCCUGAGAAGAUGGUGGUGAGGAGGUUCUUCCGCCCUGAAGAUGUCCCAAAUGAGGGCGAUGAGAUCGCGUAUACGGCACAUAUCAGAGAGGUGUACUACAGUGAAACCCUAGUUACUGUAGACGUUAUGGACGUGAUCGGCAAGUGCUGCGUGCAGCGGGGUAAACCCACUGCAGCAGCAGCGGCAGCGGCAGGAACAGAGGCGGAUCACUCGGGCUUUAACAUCGGGGGGUGUCUGGAGGAGGAGCUGAUGGGCGGUGACUUUGUCUUCUUCUGCGACCGCCUCUUUAAAGAUGGUUCCGUCCGGAUGUUGCCCCCUGGGAUUCGCUUCGGCCCUUCUUCAGCAGCAGCAGCAGCAUCACCAACCAAGGACAAGGGCAAGGGCAAGGGCAAGAGUGUUGCUGCAGGCGAUGAUGCUGAUGCAGAAGCUGCAGCAGAGGCAGCAGCGGCAGCUAGAGCAAGGGCGAAGGGCAAGGGGAAAGCAGCUGCAGAGGAGCCAGACGAACCCACCAGCAAGGCUGCAGCUAAGGCGGACAGACAGCAGGGAAAGCAGGAGAAGCAGGAGGAGAAGGAGAAUCAGGGGAAGCACGAGGAAGGGCAGAAAGGGGCGGGAAAAAACAGCAAGGGCGGUGCUGGUGUGCUGCGGACGCUGGAUAUAUUCGCAGGGUGUGGCGGGCUGUCAGAGGGGCUGCAGCGGUCGGGGGCGUGUGAGACGCGGUGGGCCAUCGAGUACGAGCACCCGGCUGCUGAGGCGUUUCAGAAGAACCACCCCGAGGCUGCUGUCAUCUGCGCCAACUGCAAUGUCGUGCUCAGGUGGGUGUGGUUAAGGGUGAGCGGGGCAAACAGAACAACCACCCCGAGGCUGCUGUCAUCUGUGCCAACUGCAACGUGGUGCUCAGGUGAGCUGGUGGGGUUAUGCUGCUUGGCCGGUUCAGUGCUGGUGGUGGGCGGGUGUGCUGCUGAGGCGUUUCAGAAGAACCACCCGGAGGCCGCCGUCAUCUGUGCCAACUGUAAGCAGGCAGGGCAGCUGGGCGACUGUGUGUCAACGCCAGAGGCAGACGAGGCAGCAGCGAAGAUGGCCGAGGCAGAAAAGGGCAAGCUGCCGCUGCCCGGCCAAGUGGACUUUGUCAAUGGGGGCCCGCCCUGCCAGGUGAGUGGGGCUCGCAGAGGCACUUAUUCAGGUGCGGACUGUGCGGGCUUUUCCGGCAUGAAUCGCUUCAACCAGAAUCCAUGGAGCAAGGUGCAGUGCGAGAUGAUCCUCGCCUUCCUCUCCUUCGCUGAUUUCCUCCGCCCCAACUACUUCCUCCUCGAAAACGUGCGCAACUUCGUCUCCUUCAACGGCGCCCGCACCUUCCGCUUGGCCUUGAGGACCCUGCUGGCCAUGGGCUAUCAGGUCCGCUUUGGGGUCCUACAAGCGGGCAACUUCGGCAUAUCCCAGUCGCGCACGAGAGCGUUCAUCUGGGCGGCAGCGCCGGGCCACGUGCUCCCCGAGUGGCCCCAGCCUCUGCACGUCUUCGCCUCCUCCCAACUCUCUGUUCCCCUCACCACCCCCGCUGCUGCUAAUGGCGCUGCUGGUGGUGCUGCUGGUGGCGCGGCUAGUAUUGGUCAGUUCAGCACGGCUAGCUCGCUGGCCAAUGAGGCGUGUCCACGUGGCCCUGCGGUGGGGGCGCCGUUGCGGUCGAUCACAGUGCGGGAUGCAAUGGGAGAUUUGCCGCAGAUUGAAAACGGGGCGGAGGAGGAGGAGAUGGAGUAUUCGUCCGAGCCCUCCUCGUGGUUCCAGAGGAGCAUCAGAGCCCAGCAAGCCAGGCUACUGGACCACACGUGCAAGCGCAUGAACGAACUCAACCUCAAACGCUGCCAACACAUCCCCAGGCGCCCAGGGGCGGACUGGCGGGAUCUGCCGGAUAUCAAGGUGCGGCUGUCAGAUGGGCGCGAGGCAGACCUGGUCCCGUGGUGUCUGCCCAACACCAUGGAGCGCCACAACAACUGGAAGGGGCUGUUUGGGCGGCUGGACUGGGCGGGCAACUUCCCCACAUCCGUGACGGACCCCCAGCCCAUGGGGAAAGUGGGCAUGUGCUUUCACCCCGAGCAGGACCGCAUUGUCAGCGUCAGAGAGUGCGCGAGAUCGCAGGGCUUCCCCGACUGGUACCGCUUUGCUGGAAACAUUCAGGCCAAGCAUCGCCAGAUCGGCAACGCUGUCCCUCCGCCUCUCGCCCUGGCUCUGGGCUUGCAGCUGAGGAAGGCUCUCCUGGAAACGAAAAAGAUGGAUGGAGCACAGGUGGAGGGAGAGGGUAAUGAUAAGGCAAAGUAA